Molecule: messenger RNA, 2354 nt
Organism: Pleuronectes platessa (European plaice)
Lineage: Eukaryota; Metazoa; Chordata; Actinopteri; Pleuronectiformes; Pleuronectidae
Exons: 7
Coding region: 656-2236 (526 amino acids)
Source: RefSeq, a predicted model, not a curated record
UUUGUACUUAAGUGCAGUAUUGAGUAAAUGUUUUUUUUCAUAUUACUUUCUACUUUUACUCCACUACAUUUCAGAGGGAAACAUUAUAUGUUUUACAUCACUGCAUAUGUAAUGAUAUAUGUGAUAUAUAAUAAUAAUCACAAGAGCCAUUUUCCUCUAUUGAGUAUGCUACUUUUUACUUUUAAUAUUUCAAGUAUUUAUUUUUGUGGUCAUAUGUUUUUACUUAAUUGAAAUUUUCACUCCAGGACAUGUACUUGUUUUGUAACAGAAUCAUUUCACGAAGUAGUAUUAGUACUUUUGCUUUGUUAUGGUUUUGAAAACUUCGCCCGCUUUUUUUUUUUUUUUCGACCUAUCGGCAUGCGCAAAUCCGUCCUCUCCAGUCUCUACCGUUGACUGUACAUGCCCGCAACGGACGACGUGUACCUGAGCUGUAUGGAGCCGGACCGUAUUGAGCUGGACCGUAUUGAGCUGCAACGGCACUCGUGCUUUAUCAGCCUUCUUGUGCUUGGCACACUCAUUUGGCUCAGGCAGAUAGUGGUCAAUCCACAGUUCCCUUGAUGUCUAGCCACAUAAAUUUUUAAGAAGACAAAAAAACUUCCUAUGCAGUGGACGUAGUUGGAGACAAGCAGCUUGUCACACUGAAACGUCACAUUUUAUGCUGAGUGACCAAAUGGACCAAAGGUUGUUGCUGAGAGUCAUCAUCGCUGAAGAUGAUAUAAGGAAGUUGACUUUAAAUGAGAGACCACAGUCUAUUGAAGAAUUAAAAGUGCAACUCGUGGAUAAACUGUCACUGCAGUAUGACUUCAAACUGCAGUAUGAAGAUCAAGACUUCCAUAAUGCCCUCUGCAAUUUGACCGAAAUAACUGAUCUACCUGAAAGAGCUACGCUCAAAAUCAUCCCUCUUGUGACUCUCCAAUUAACCGCAUUGUCAUCACCCACCACAACAUCAGACACUGAGUGUAGCACAGCAGACACUGAGAUCCUGUCAACAGGAAGAGCAUCACCAUCGAUUAGACAACAGUGGCCAGAGUUCUUUGACAUACCCAAUUUUUCAAUUGAUGUUGAGUAUAGACUCAGACAGGCAGAUCUUGCUUUCAUGAAGGAUGAAACACGUAUGAUUCUACCACGCGAUAUGAAGCAUGACAUAUUAGAAAAGCUUGCUGAGUCGAUGUACAGUUUCAAGGCUUACCCUGUAGAUGAUGACUUCAGCAGUGUUGCAAAAGCACUGAUUAGCAAACACCCCUGCCUCACUGAGCCUGGACCACACAGAUGGUAUGGCUGGAAAAACAGUCUUAAAUUUAAGAUGGCCAAUUAUCGAACAAAGCUUCGAAAAGCUGGAUGUGAGGAUGUAGCAAUCAAUGGAGGCAAACGAAGUAAAGGCAACCCAGAAGGAGAAUCCUCAAGCAAGAAUAUCAAACGGCCAAAAAGAGGUGAAGCAAACUACCUGCCUAACUUACCUGAAGGACAUGAUGAAACAAGUCUUGAAAAUGCCAGAAAGGUUCUCGUGGAAGAAAUGAAGAAAAAACAACCCAAUGGCACUCUCAUCUCACAAAUGAUGGACCAAUCAUUCCCACUACGCAGACAAGAAAUUGUAAAAAAGGAGCCUGCUGUACACAACAUGGUUGAACGAUGGCCAGCACUCUUCACAGAGAGACAGGUGUUUGCCGAGUUUAAUAGAAUCGCCAGUAAGAAUCUUGAGGGAGACUUCUUUGAGGCUCUGGACCAGUACACCCCGCGGUUCAUCGAAAUUUUCAGAACAAAAAAGGGAACUGUUGGCCGGAAACUCAGUGAGCUGAUGCAGCACAUGAGCUGGAUGACAUCAGACGUGACAGUACUUCGCUCUGUUGUCCUCAAAGGCAUUCCGAUUUUACUUGGUGACGAGUCCAGUGAAUUCUUCAAGACAUGCUCUGAUACAGCAAGAGACGAGGCCCUAGAAUGCAUCACUGUUGGUGUGCUGACAGUUGUCAGUGAAGAUAGUCCUCACGAGGGUCCAAGUUCAGUGGACCUCCAGCCCAUCUCCACUGCCAUCAUUCUGGAGGGAGGUAUCGUCAUGGAUCGUAUUAAAAACUUGCCUCAGGCAGUUUGUCUGUUAUUUGGGCUUACAUUUGCUUUGCAUUUGGAUUACCCAAAAUGCAUGGCAAAUACACUCAACUUCAUUCAGACUGUGAUGCUUGGACUGGGAAAGAAAAACCUCCCACCAAAACUGUUAACUCUGAAGAACAGUCUCCUGGAUUAGACUAGUAAAGAGCCAUCAGCUGUCAGCAAUUUGCAAGUUAUAAUAAUGUUCUCAUGUUAUCAGAUAAAGUUUGAUGCUUUCAUGCAACUGAGCUGGCUUGUUUACGAUCUCAAUUCAA